Ananas comosus (pineapple) is the source of this 1886-nucleotide messenger RNA. RefSeq names its product xaa-Pro dipeptidase. Gene Ontology annotation, molecular function: metalloaminopeptidase activity; manganese ion binding. Bases 142 to 1674 code for a protein of 510 amino acids. The transcript has 16 exons. Lineage: Eukaryota; Viridiplantae; Streptophyta; Magnoliopsida; Poales; Bromeliaceae. The record is from RefSeq and is a predicted model, not a curated record.
AAACACUCCACGAAGAUGGUGGAGAUGGGUAGAGAAUAGAGAUGUGAUUUAAACAUGCACUGAACACGUGCUUCGCGCGUGUAGAUUGAGAUCCUGAGCCGAGGCGAGGGGCGAACGCGAAGAAGCCAAAUUCCCGUGAUCAUGGCGUCUUCCACCCAUCCUCCUCCUCCUCCACCUGCUUCUUCGUCGCUGUCUCCUCCGGAGGUACCCAUGGCGCUCCACGCCCACAACCGCGACAAGCUCCUCCGCGCCCUCCGCGAUCGCCUCGCCGCCGCUUCUCGCCCCCUCCGCGGACUCGUCCUUCUUCAGGGAGGCGAGGAGAAGACGAGGUAUUGCACGGAUCAUGCGGAGCUCUUCAGGCAAGAGAGUUAUUUUGCUUAUUUAUUUGGGGUAAGAGAGCCAGGUUUUUAUGGGGCCGUCGACAUUGCCUCUGGACAAUCUCUUUUGUUUGCUCCAAGGUUACCUUCUGAUUAUGCUGUUUGGUUGGGGGAGAUAAAACCUUUGUCCUACUUCAAGGAAAGAUACAAGGUCGACAUGGUUUUCUAUGUUGAUGAGAUUGCACAUGUGCUACAUGAUCGUUUCAAGGAAUCAGGAAAACCUCUUCUUUUUCUUUUAUAUGGGAUGAACACAGAUAGCAACAACUUCUCAAAGCCUGCUGGAUUUGAGGGGAUAGAGAAUUUUGAGACUGAUCUAACAAUCCUUCAUCCUAUUUUGACUGAAUGUCGCAUUUUUAAAUCUGAAAUGGAGCUAGCCCUUAUUCAAUAUGCCAACGAUGUCAGCUCAGAAGCACAUGUCGAGGUGAUGAGAAGAACAAAAGCGGGAAUGAAAGAAUAUCAGUUGGAAAGCAUCUUCCUUCAUCACAUCUAUAUGUAUGGUGGCUGCAGGCAUUGCUCCUAUACAUGUAUAUGUGCUACUGGUGAAAACAGCGCUGUUCUUCAUUAUGGCCAUGCGGCUGCUCCAAAUGAUAGGACCUUGAAGGAUGGAGAUAUGGCAUUAUUCGAUAUGGGAGCUGAAUAUAACUUCUAUGGUUCAGAUAUAACAUGUUCCUUUCCUGUUAAUGGAAAAUUCACCAAGGAUCAACUCAUAGUCUACAAUGCUGUUCUUAAAGCUCACAAUGCUGUCAUAUCAUCAAUGCGACCUGGAGUUAGUUGGAUAGACAUGCACAAGCUUGCAGAGGAGACUAUCCUUGAGUCGCUGAAGAAAGAAGGGUUGAUUCUUGGCGAUGUCGAUGAAAUGAUGGCUGCAAGGUUGGGUGCUGUUUUUAUGCCGCAUGGUCUUGGACACUUCCUUGGAAUUGAUACCCAUGACCCAGGGGGCUAUGCUAAGGGAAUGGAAAGACCCAAAGAACCAGGAUUAAGUGCCUUGCGAACAGUACGCGAACUUCAAGAGGGCAUGGUUAUCACAGUCGAGCCAGGGUGCUACUUUAUUGAUGCUUUAUUAGGUCCUGCUAUGCAAGAUUCCGUUACGUCCAAGUUUUUCAACCUUAAAGAGGUCGAAAGACACAAGAACUUUGGUGGAGUUCGCAUCGAAAGCGAUGUGUAUGUUACGGCCGAUGGCUGCAAGAAUCUUACGAAAUGCCCUCGAGAACCGUGGGAAAUCGAAGCGGUUAUGGCAGGUGCACCAUGGCCAGGGUGUGGUUCCAUUAACAAAGCUACAGCAAACGGCAUCUUCUAGCACUUUGGAUAAGCAAGUCCUAUAUUAUUGUUCCACCUGAGCAGAGAGUGCACCUUUCACGUUAUUUCCUCUUCGUUAGUGGAAAUGACUGUUAUUGUAAGAGACGUAACUGAUAUUUGGGAGAGAGAUUAAACUGUUCCAAUAAAAUAAUGAUAUGUAAAUCCUGACAAAAUCAUCGAAAAACUUGAAAGAUCACAGUUAGCAUGCUUUGA